AUGGCUAGCAUCGAGAUAUUGAUCGACGAUAACGUGAUGACUACCUGUGCGGUGGAGUUGACUAAAAAUGCGCUCAAAUACAACUACAGAGACAAAUUGAAGGAUAAAUCGUCGUUGGUUUACAUCGUCGAUAUCAUUGGCUGUACUGUGGACGACACGGGCGACGAGUCGACACCAAAAGUAUUUGUAAAUAUAAUCGCUUAUCGUAUCCGGCGAUCAAAGCGAAAGAAAAAGUCAAUUAAAUUAGUAUUUUGUAAGCACUCGACCCGUGAGGCCAACAUAGAGGAGGCCAUCGACUGGAAGCACACGAUUCUGAGCCUAAACUACGGAAACGUAUACAACAAUAACAUCAGUAUUAAGAGUAAACCGCUUUUGUUUAUCGUGAACCCCAAGAGCGGAAAGGGUCGGGCGCUCAAGAUUUUUGAGCAUUACGUCAAACCGUUGCUUAAGGAAAGCGAUACUCACUUCGAGACACAUAUCACGGAUCGGGCCAAUCAUGCCAUGGAACUCAUGCGAGAUAUGGACGACAUCGCCAGAUAUCGGGCUAUAGUUGUGGUGUCGGGCGAUGGGCUCCUGUAUGAAGUGGUCAAUGGACUCACCAAACGGAGUGAUACGUUGAGCGAUGGCAAAAUUCCGGUGACAUUAGGCAUAAUACCGGGCGGUUCUGGCAAUGGUUUGGCUCAUGCCGUCAAUCAGGCGUUUCUCAAUCGCGUCAAAUCUGUUGACCCCAUAUACGACUGCACACUACAUGUCACUCAAGGCAGACCAGUGCCCAUGGAUUUGGUACGGGUCACCACAUCUCUCAAUACUUACUACUCAUUCCUGUCGGUUGGAUGGGGUCUUAUGGCGGACAUUGACAUAGAGUCCGAGCGCUUGCGUAUGAUAGGAGAGCCGCGAUUCACCAUUUGGGCCGUCUAUAGGUCUCUGAUGUUACGCAAACACAGAGCAAAACUCAGUUACCUUCCGGCGGACAGCCCGUCGUCUACAGUUCCGGCACUCGACACACCCGUCCCCUCCGAUUGGGUAACAAUCGACGACCUGUUCGUUCAGAUCUACUCCUCAUUCCAGUCGCACAUCUCUGCGACGGCUAUCUUCGCGCCAAACGCCACGUUAGACGACGGCCUCAUUUGGCUGCUCUUCAUUCGGGGCAACGUUUCCCGCAAACAAGUCAUUCAAUUCCUGUUGGCUCUCGAGAAGGGCAAACACCCGGCCCUCCCGUACAUCAGCUUUUUGCCCGUCAAGGCCUUCCGCAUCGAACCGUACGCCGACGUCGGGAAGGUUACGGUGGACGGGGAGCUCAUAGAGUCGGGUCCAGUCCAGGCAGAGGUCGUUCCCAGAAUGGCCUCUAUAUUAACGCGAUAG
Molecule: messenger RNA, 1362 nt
Organism: Oppiella nova
Lineage: Eukaryota; Metazoa; Arthropoda; Arachnida; Sarcoptiformes; Oppiidae
Source: the annotation of a GenBank genome assembly